Motacilla alba alba is the source of this 3230-nucleotide messenger RNA. Its product is annotated as proline dehydrogenase 1, mitochondrial-like. The record is from RefSeq and is a predicted model, not a curated record. Gene Ontology annotation, cellular component: mitochondrion. Bases 1100 to 2473 code for a protein of 457 amino acids. The transcript has 13 exons. NCBI's taxonomy places the organism in Eukaryota, Metazoa, Chordata, Aves, Passeriformes, Motacillidae. Gene Ontology annotation, molecular function: FAD binding; proline dehydrogenase activity.
GCUCCCAUUGGCUGCGGCGCCGUGCGUCACGGCCUCGCCCCCCCGGCACCGCCCAUUCUGCACGGGGGGACAGUGCCCGGCACGCGGGGGGGGCUGUGACCGCACACGGCGAGGGCUCUGUCCUGCACACUGGGGUGCUGAGCCCCCACUGGGCUGUAUCGCUUCCCCCGCCCCUGUGCACAUACCGGGUGCUGCCCCCUUGUCUGCUGCACCCCUCUGUCCCCAUCUAUUCCCUUGCACACACCGGAGUGCACCCAUCCCCAGCGGCGCUGUACACCCCGGACCCUCCUGCACACCUUAAGGGGGUUCCCACCUCUAUUUUCCAUCUCCUAUGAGAUGAUAACCCCCCCAUUCCAUCUUCCCUCUGCCAGCCACGUCCUAUUUUCCCUAGCCCCCUGGGGUGCUAUGUCCCCCCCACACCCCUCUGCACACAGACAACACACAGCAUUGCUGUCACCCCUGAAGUCCCCCUUCCUCCUCCCCACCUCGGGAUGCUGCCCCCCAUUCCUGCCCUUGCCAUUCCUCACCGUACAAAUGCCGCCUCACUCAUUUUGGUGGAUUCAAUGAUCUUGGAGCUCUUUUGCAAUUUUAACAAUUCCACGAUUUCACGAUUUCCACCCUCCACCAUUUCCAUCUCUCUCAAGCUGGGGUGCUGCCCCCCUUCACGCACUGCCCCCCAGUCCCAGGCAGCCUUCGCUGCCUCCCGCCCUCUGCUAAGAGCUGGCACCGGCCCAAAGCUGCCGGUAACUUUCCAUUAUUCGGGCUCCGGUUCCGGCCAGCUGCGCUAUCCGGAUCGAUGGGCCGCUGGCCGGCACCCCACGGUCACGGGGGUGGGCGGUGUCCCCCACCCACAGCAAGGCUGGCCCUUCGGGAGGACACCGGCUGAGGAUGCGCCGUCCCCCGGGCGAGGCUGCAUGGCGGCAGUCGCUGCUGGCAGCUGGGGACACCGUCCGGCCGUCAUGUGCUUGUCACCUGGUGUCAAAAACGCUUCGGGAACGGCUUUUUAGGAUGGUUUGCGAGCAGGAUGUGAGUCAGGCAGGUGCUGCCGCUGGGCCCUUAUCUCUGCUCCACACCCGGGAGCUGCUUAUCUGGGAUCCCCAUGGGCCGUGGCGGGUGCCGCUGCCCCUCGCUGCUGCCGCUCAUCCCCGGGAGUGAAGGCUCCCGCACCUCUGCAGCCGAGAAGGAGAUGGGAGGAGCAGAAAAAAGGGAGAAGCAAUACCGAGUGCAUCAGGGAUCUGGGGAUCACCAUGCUGGAGUCGCCGGGGCCCACACAUAUUUCUACGCCGAUGAGGCCAAGUGUGACCAGCACAUGGAGACUUUCCUGCGGUGUAUUGAUGCCUCGAGUGGCAGCUCAGAGGAUGGCUUCUCUGCCAUCAAGCUGACAGCACUGGCCAGACCGCAGUUCCUGGUGCGUUUCUCAGAGGUGCUGGUGAAGUGGCGGAGGUUCUUCCACCAGAUGGCUGCAGAGGAGGGCCAGGCGGGGCGGGCAGUGCUGGACACAAAGCUGGAGGUGGAGAAGCUGCAGGAGGCGCUGGCCAAGCUCGGCAUUGCAAGCAAGGCAGAGAGCCAGCAGUGGUUCACCGGCCAGAGCCUGGGCACGAGCGGCACUGUGGACCUGCUGGACUGGAACAGCCUCUUUGACAGCCGCACCAAGCUCUCCAGGCCUCUGCUCAUCCCCAACAGGAAGACUGGGCAGCUGGAGCCUCUGCUGUUGCGCUUCAGCGAGGAGGAGGAGCUGCAGAUGAAAAGGGUGCUGCAACGCAUGGAUGUCCUUGCAAGGAGAGCCAUGGAGAAGGGCGUGAGGCUGAUGGUAGACGCAGAGCAGAGCUACUUCCAGCCAGCCAUCAGCCGCCUCACGGUGGAGACGCAGCGCCGCUUCAACGGGAGCCAGCCCAUCAUCUACAAUACCUACCAGUGCUACCUGAAGGAGGCUUACAACAACGUGACGGGGGACGUGGAGCUGUCGCGCCGGGAGGGCUGGCACUUCGGCACCAAGCUGGUGCGUGGCGCCUACAUGGAGCAGGAGAGGGAGAGGGCGGCUCAGAUGGGCUACGAGGAUCCCAUCAACCCAACCUAUGAGAAGACCAACGAGAUGUACCACAGGUGUCUGGACUACGUGCUGGAGGAGAUCAAGCACAGCCGCAAAGCCAGCGUGAUGGUGGCGUCUCACAACGAGGACACCGUGAAGUUCACCCUGCGCAGGAUGAUGGAGCUGGGGAUCCAUCCCUCGGACAAGAAGGUGUGCUUUGGGCAGCUGCUGGGCAUGUGUGACCAGAUCACCUUCCCCCUGGGCCAGGCUGGUUUCCCCGUGUACAAGUACGUGCCCUACGGGCCGGUGAACGAGGUGCUGCCCUACCUGUCCCGCCGGGCCCAGGAGAACAGGGGCUUCAUGCAGCGUGCCAACCGCGAGCGGGACCUGCUCUGGAAAGAGGUCAAGAGGCGUCUCCUCACAGGAAACCUCUUCAGCCACUGACCCCAGCCUCGGCCCUGGGCUCCCGUACCUUUGUCCUGAACCGCUGUCACCAUACCCCACCCCGGCUCUGCUGCAGCUCCCCCAUUCCCUUUGCCCUGGGAGACAAGUGUCCUUGUUGCUGUUGAACCACUCACGCCUUCGGUGGCCUCUGGGAUAGCCCCCACUGGCAUUGCUCCAGGGAUGUCCCUCUGCCAUCCCACGGCUGUCCCUGGGGAGAUGCUGGGGCUCUCCUGCCAUCCCGCCCUGUGCCUUGAUGAACGCUGUCCUGGUGUUUUUUCCCUGGCAGGAUUGCACAGGGUGAUUUAUCCUAUUGCCUUGUGCCCAUGGGCCCAGGUCCAGGUGGGCUGGGUGACUUGGGGACAAGCUGGCCUCAGCCAGAAGCUCCUCCAGCCUCUGCCAGGGUUGGAGCUUAGCCCCCACCAGGCCUCUGAAGGGACAGGAUCAGCCCCUGCUGCCUGUCCCAGACAGCUGCCUGCCUGCUCACUGGCUUUGCACUGACCAGGGCUGGGCAGGUCCAGGCUCUCCCCCAGCCCACUGGGAUGAGCUCCUGGGGUUGUCCAUCCUCAGGCACACAUCCAGUGGAGCAGGAGGGGUGCAGGGAGUGGGCUGGCCCCAUCCCUGCACCAUCCCUGCCCGCAGUCCCUGGUUCUAAUGAUGGACCACGGCAGUGGGAGCACCCAGAGCUGGACCACAGCUCGUAUCUGCUGUACACUGGAUUUGUAGAGAAUGGAAAUGAUUAAAUCACAACUGUUCCUGC